CUUCCAAGUUGGUUUUGGAGUUUAUGUCGUAAUGUGGAAUUUAUGAAUCUCACAAGCAACCAAAUUAGAGGUACAUUUGCAAAUUUGACAUUGGAAUUUUCAUAUUUCCCUGAACUACAUCUGAGUUCAAACAAGUUGGAAGGUCCAAUCCCCUCAAUUCUAUCAAAAGCCUCAUAUCUGGAUCUCUCUAAUAAUAAACUUUCAGGGUCAAUUUCAUUCCUAUGUUCAAGUGCAGCUAUUUAUUUAGGCUUUCUUGACCUCUCAAGCAACAAUGUUUCUGGACAAGUUCCAGAUUGCUUGACACAUUUGGAGAAUCUAGUCAUGCUUGAUUUGAGUUACAAUUCUUUGUCCGGGAAAAUUCCUACAACAAUAGGCUCUGCAUUUCGGAUUGAAACACUCAAAUUAAGAAGCAAUAGAUUUGUGGGACAAUUGCCUUCUUCGUUGAAGAAUUGCACAAGUUUAGUAGUUAUUGAUGUUGGGGAUAAUAAAUUAUCCGGACCAAUACCUGAAUGGUUCGGGGUUAGCUUAAAGAAUUUGGUUAUCCUGAUGCUUUCGUCUAAUCACUUCAAUGGAAGUCUGCCCUCACAAUUAUGCCAUCUAACACACAUUCAAAUUUUGGAUUUCUCUAUGAACAACAUAUCUAGAAACAUACCCAAAUGCCUCAACAAUCUGACUACUCUGGCUCAGAUAGGACAUUCAAAUCAGAAAAUCACACAUCCCUUAGGAAAUUCAAAUUCUACGUAUCACUAUGAGGAUGAUGCAACAUUCAUAUGGAAAGGAAGAAUGCAGACAUACAAAAACACUUUGGGGCUUGUAAAGAGAAUUGAUUUGUCAAGCAAUAGAUUAACAGGGGAGAUUCCAAGUGAAAUAACUCAUCUUGUUGGGUUGAUUUCUUUAAACCUAUCGAGAAACCAAUUAAGAGGUCAAAUAACUCCAAAGUUCGGAAACUUGCAGUUAUUGGAUUCUCUUGAUUUGUCAAGAAACCAUAUAGACGGAAGAAUUCCAACAAGCCUUGCUCGGAUAGAUCGUCUUAGUUUCUUGGACUUGUCAUAUAACAACUUGUCUGGAAAAAUUCCAAUUGGGACUCAGCUCCAAGGCCUUGAUCCCUCUGUUUAUGCUGGGAAUCCUCAACUAUGUGGGCCUCCACUUAAAAAGAUGUGUGCCGAUGAGGAGGAAAGAGGUCCAAGUAAGCAAACUGACUUCAUCAACCAAGAGGACAAGGAUGAGCUAAUAACACUGGGAUUCUACAUUAGUGUGGGGAUUGGAUUUGCUGCUGGAUUUUGGGGAGUUUGCGGCACCUUGAUAUUUUCAAGGUCGACUCAUGAAGAUAUGCAUACUUGAAGUUCUUGAAUGGUUUAAAUGAUUAGCUUUUUUUUUAUUAUAGCUUUAUUGAAGCGUCAAUUGAAGGAUGCUUUAUCCAACAUCUUCAGAGACAUGUCUUCCUUUCAGUGAAGUGGCUCUGUAACGGUAGUCGUAUUGUAGUAGCAGGAAAUGGAUUUUUAUA
Messenger RNA from Prunus mume (Japanese apricot), 1504 nucleotides. Its product is annotated as receptor-like protein EIX1. Lineage: Eukaryota; Viridiplantae; Streptophyta; Magnoliopsida; Rosales; Rosaceae. Gene Ontology annotation, molecular function: protein binding. The record is from RefSeq and is a predicted model, not a curated record.